Carassius auratus (goldfish) is the source of this 1238-nucleotide messenger RNA. RefSeq lists its product as uncharacterized. The coding region runs from base 585 to 1196 and encodes 203 amino acids. NCBI's taxonomy places the organism in Eukaryota, Metazoa, Chordata, Actinopteri, Cypriniformes, Cyprinidae. The record is from RefSeq and is a predicted model, not a curated record. The transcript has 4 exons.
UCUUAAUUUAUCCUGAUAUUUUCAAAAUUGUCAAAAUUCUAACGAUUACAUCAUUACAAUAUCUUUAUAAUAAAAUCAUAAUACUGAACAUGUUAUUGCGAUAGUAACAUUUUUUCCCCUUGCCAAAAUGAACCAUCUUUAAUUUUUGUAAUGGUUGUGUUGUUGUCUAACUCCCUCUAAACCUUUAAUAAAAGGAUGUGAAUUUGUCUGCUAAAUUACUACCGUAACAUUUAUAUUGAUAAUGUCUCAUAGUAAUGAUGUCCUUUAUCAUACAGUAUUUUGAGUGAGGAGUAGUGUGCUGCUGCUGCUAACAGGUGCUGGCAGUUUAACCUGUUACUCAACGAAGUCGGAAAAAGAACAGGGCAACGAGCUAAAUCGGUUGUAAAUGGGAGUUCUCCCGUUUGUGUCAUGUCGAAAGUGAAAGUAUGGUUCAGGAGGCUAUUUAGUCUGAGCAGCAGAGAAAGUCAGAGAGUCUGAGACUGUGAACACACACAGAGCUCGGGUGAGAAAUAACUCCCUCUGGAUGGGAAAUAAUCUCCUUCAGUAAUCCAUAACCAGCUACGGGCAAAUCUCCAAAAUCAACCAUGAAAUCUGUAAAUGCUGUGCAGCUGUUCAUUCUGGUUUGGACCUUUACUGCUGUCUGUCAAGCUGAUGAAGAUAUCAGUGUAAGCUGUGAUGAUCUGACUGGAUCUGUGGGGAAAGAAGUGACUCUCAUCUGCAGUGUCUCUCUGAAGAUCACGGAAUGCUGCAUUAUAAUGUAUAAGUUUAAAUACCCUGAGAUCUUUAAUGACUCUUCAAUCUGUCGUCAAGAUGUUUCUGUGAACUCCUGUGAACAGAGAAACAGUUUCACAUGCCGCUACACUCCACCUACAGAGAUGAAAGAACAAUUCAGAUUCUUUGUGCAAACAAAGUGUGGAGUGAAAAAAGCAGUAAUCUUCACUUUUAACACAGUUUCCUCAGGACAUGUGGACGCAGUAAACCCAUCAGGAUCCCCUCCACCAGAGACAGCACCAAGAUUCAAGGGAACUGUCAUCACUGUGGUUAUGGUUGGUUUCAUCAUCUUCAUCAUCUUCAUAAUGAUGGUGAUCAUUCGCCAAACAAAACCAAACUUCACCAAACAUUGUAGACGCCAGAACUGGAUGUUUCUGAGAGUCAGACAUGAUGAGGACAACAAUCGUCCAGAAGAUGUGAUAUAAUAGCACUGAGUUUUGUUUGACUUUUCACAUGGUGCUCACAAA